Temnothorax curvispinosus is the source of this 681-nucleotide messenger RNA. Its product is annotated as extensin-like. The transcript is spliced from 4 exons. NCBI's taxonomy places the organism in Eukaryota, Metazoa, Arthropoda, Insecta, Hymenoptera, Formicidae. The coding region runs from base 1 to 681 and encodes 226 amino acids. The record is from RefSeq and is a predicted model, not a curated record.
AUGGAGGAUAAACCACGGCGGAUAUAUCGUAAAUCCAAAAGUGAGGAAGUUGUGGCGAACAAGCUGCCGCCACCGACCCCAUCAACGACGACAGCAACGGCGAAAAUGCCGCCUCCGCCAUCGACGACGACAGCAACGGCGAAAAUGCCGCCGCCGCCUCCGCCAUCAACGACGACAGCAACGGCGGCAAUGCCGCCGCCGCCUCCGCCAUCAACGACGACAGCAAAUGCGGCAAUGCCGCCGCCGCCUCCGCCUCUGCCAUCGACACCGAUGUCAACGACGAUGACGCCACCGCCGCCGCCACCGACACCGCCACCGACACCGUCGCUACCACAAAGCAAGGAGAGAAAGCGAGCGAGCGCAAUGCAUAAGAUCGCAAAUCAUGUGGUGCGUCGAGCGCUGCAGAACCAGCGGAGAAACCUUGGGAAAAACAUGAAGUACGCCGGUGGAGUACAAGCGCAGCCAGCGUAUACUCCACCGACGGCGUACACGCCGCCACAGCCAGCAUACACGCCGCCACAGCCAGCAUACGCGCCCCCAUACGCGCCUCCAUACGCGUCCCCAUACGCGCCCCCAUACGCGCCGCCAUACGCGACGCCAUACGCGCCGCCGUACGCGCCCCCAUACGCGCCCCCAAUCCUAACACCACUCUUCCAGAAAAUCCUGAUUUUACCAUACUAA